This is a messenger RNA of Bipolaris victoriae FI3, 1440 nucleotides long. RefSeq lists its product as hypothetical. Gene Ontology annotation, biological process: purine nucleoside catabolic process. Gene Ontology annotation, cellular component: cytosol. The coding region runs from base 1 to 1440 and encodes 479 amino acids. Gene Ontology annotation, molecular function: purine nucleosidase activity. The record is from RefSeq and is a predicted model, not a curated record. The transcript has 7 exons. NCBI's taxonomy places the organism in Eukaryota, Fungi, Ascomycota, Dothideomycetes, Pleosporales, Pleosporaceae.
AUGGCACCCAACAAAAUCAUCAUCGAUACCGACCCCGGCGUCGACGAUGUUCUAGCAAUGCUUCUUGCGUUUUCGGCAAAAAGCGACGAACUCGAUGUUUUAGCGUUGAGUUUGACGUUUGGGAAUGUGGAGGUGCGGAAUUGCUUGAGGAAUGUGGUUACGCUUUUUCAGCAGAUUGAAAAGGAGAGAGUAUGGAGGAAGGAAAAUGGGAGACCAGAGGGGUUUGAGACGCUGAGUGCGAGGAAACCUAUUGUUGCUGUUGGGGCUGAAGAGCCGUUGGCUGAGCAUAUGAUGGUUGCGGACUUCUUUCAUGGCAUUGAUGGGCUUGGAGGGAUUCAUCAUAGUCACCCACAUCUCUCACCGGCUGAAACUUGGAAAACGCUUUUCAAACCUACGCCAGAGAACCUUUCACCAGAGGAAGCGGCAGAACUCCAAAAAGUCAAGGAGCAGCAUUCUCUUUUUACGCCGUCGCUUAAGCCUGCGCAUGAGGUUAUGCUAGACUUGCUUAGGGAGAAUGAACCAGAUACGGUUACCAUAGUAGCUAUGGGGCCAUUGACGAACCUUGCCGUUGCUGCAGCAGCGGAUCCAGAGGCGUUUCUCAGGGUCAAGGAGGUUGUUGUGAUGGGCGGUGCUAUAGAUGCACCUGGAAAUCGGCGGCCGCCUCCUCUACACCUCAUCUAUUCUCCUGCUACACUGUCAAUCCCAGUCCCUCCCUUCAACUUAAUCAAACAACCAAACACUCCAUUGCGCCUCUCACUAAACCUACGAAACCAGAUGACACCCGGCGCGGAAUUCAACACCUACGCCGACUCGGUAGCCAGCGCGCGCGUAUUCGCCCUCACGUCGCAAAACCCACACCUGACAAUGCCACCCACACUUUCCAGCACGCAAAAACAAGCCAAACUGGCCCCGUACCCAGCCAAACUAAGCAAGCGCCUAACCAUCAAGCUCUUCCCUCUCGACAUAACAGAGCAGCAUCUCCUCCCCAAAUCCAUGUACGAAGAUUACAUCUCACGCGAGGGCACAAAAGGCAGUCCGCUAUCCGAAUGGACACACCUCUUCCUCUCCCCAACCUUCACCAAAAACGCCUCGCUAAACCCCCAGCACCAAGACACUGCAAAGCAAAGUCUCCAACUCCACGACCCGCUAACAAUCUGGUACGCGCUCUCGGCCUCGAAUCCGAGUUGGAAAUUCAAAGAGGAAGACGUGCGUGUCGAGACGAGUGGGCAGUGGACGCGCGGUUGCACGGUGGUGGAUCGGCGGGGUCGCACGAUCACGGAGGGCACCGCGGAUUUGAGCGAGGAGGUUGCGGGGGAUGCGGGGGGUUGGAGGGAUUCCAGGCGUGGGAAUCGCGUCGCGUGGUGUACCAAGAGUCCUGGCGAGACCAAGUUUGCGAGGGUCAUUUUGCAUCGUGUUUGGGGCGAUGGCGAGCAGUGGUGA